Molecule: messenger RNA, 984 nt
Organism: Pseudopodoces humilis (Tibetan ground-tit)
Lineage: Eukaryota; Metazoa; Chordata; Aves; Passeriformes; Paridae
Source: RefSeq, a predicted model, not a curated record
AUCACUGGCAACUGGAAUGGAAAUUGGAAUGGGAAUUGGCCAUGCAAUUUCCCGAACUGUAACAACCAACAAAUCAUCCCUGGUCAAGGUUCCCACAUCUCCAUCUCCGGUGUCUCACAAAGCAUGAGCGUCAGUAGCCAAACAAUGGAGGCAAUCAUUGAGCAGAAGAGCAACCGCAUUUCCUGGAAAACCAUCUGGAACUACAACACCGGUAUCAUUGCAACAAAAGUGAUGCAAACGAGAACGUGCUACAUUUCCACCAUGAACAGGAGUGAGAUGCCCACCUUUGCUGCACUGGUCAGAGUGGCUGCAGAGAGGAGGAACCUGAUCAACCUUGGAAGACCCAGCAGGAGGAUCACCUUUGUCACCAACGGGUUGGUCAGCAACCUCAGCUCCUACGGGGCACACGUCUUCUCCAUGUGCAGUGGGCUCCCCACCUACAGGGCUCAGGAGGUUCAGGUCCUCCUUGGACUGGUCCUGAAUCCAGCCCUUGCUGAUCAGCAUCAACAGACUGAAGUGAGCAAGAAAAUCUCCAUUGGUGGAGCCUACCAAAUUCUGACCAUCAAUAGGAAAUGGCUCGUGGCAAGCAUUGAGCAGAAGAGCAACCAUGGAUCCUGGAAAACCAUCUGGAACUAUGACACAGGCUUUAUGGCCACCAAAGUGCUGCCAGAGAGAGCUUGCUACCUUUCCAUAAUGAACAGAACAGAGAUGCCCAGCUUUGAUGCUCUCCCCCAGCUGGCUGCAGACAUCAGGAACCAGAAUCAUCCAAGAGCCCCUACAAAGGAGAUCACGUUCACCCUCGUCAGGAGAAUUAUUCGUGACCUCGGUUCAUACGGACCAGACAUUUUCUAUACAUGCAGGGGACUCUCAACUUACGUGGCUUACCAAGUUCAGGGACCAGAGUUCAGCCUGGGAUCGUGCAUCAAACUCGAUGCCCUUCAGUACCUGGCCCUCACGUACUGCCACAAUGACAACUCUGUGUAA